AUGAUGAGCAAGCUGGACCAACAGAUAUGGAACACCGGCACUAUCAUCUACCGCUCCAAGAUCUUCAUGUCGUGCAUGGCCGCUGCCGCCAAGGGCCGUAUCGAGGACAAGCCACGCGCAGAUCUGCUUUACCAAGUGAAGGAUGCUUUUCAGCUCUGGGAUCUCCGCUUCAUUCCGGAGUUCAACCCCAUUUUUGGGCAGCGGCAUACUCAGAUGCUUCGGCACAUCCACAAGAUUGCACUCGAUGAAGGUCUUUCCAAGAAGCGCCGUGUUGAGAACCACCUCACCGACGAGGAGCUUCUUCUGUUCUGGAUGAAGAUAGCUACUUCCGAUGGCCUCGCUGGGAUCGAUGACUAG
Fulvia fulva is the source of this 357-nucleotide messenger RNA. RefSeq lists its product as uncharacterized. The record is from RefSeq and is a predicted model, not a curated record. Bases 1 to 357 code for a protein of 118 amino acids. The transcript is spliced from 2 exons. Lineage: Eukaryota; Fungi; Ascomycota; Dothideomycetes; Mycosphaerellales; Mycosphaerellaceae.